GUUCGUACAGGAACUGAGGCCUCACUGGAGCGCGUAGAGUGUGUUCUGUCCCACUCCGAGUUAGAGAUAAGCUGGCCCCUUCUUGCAGCAAGUGAAUUGGCUCUCGCCAUGGAGCUGCCGCUCUCCCCUCCGCGCGCCCACGCCGCUCUCCUCGCCUGCAGUUCCACUCCCAUCGUCUUCGGACACCGCUCCCAUUCCGCUCCUGGGAGCAGCCGCGCACGCCCGCUCCUCGCCCGCAGGAGCAAGAAGUACCGGAGCGACGAGGACGCCGCCGCGGAGCCCAAAAUCAUCACCCUCGGGCGGCCGGGGAAGAGCCGGCGGCGCCGCAACAGGAAGCAGAAGCUAGACGAAGACGAGGAAAGCGACGAGUGGAAGGAGGAGCAGGAGGAGGAGGAGGGUGAGGAGGACGAGCGGGACGCGGCGAUCCCGGAGGUGGUGACGAACCGGAUGAUGCGGCGCGUCGGGGUGUCGGUGGGCGCGCCGCUGGCGCUGGGCGUGGGGUUCUUCCCGGUGUUCUACUACCUCAAGGCGGUGGCGAAGGUGGACGUGCCGACGUGGAUCCCCUUCGGCGUGUCCUUCGUCUUCUUCGGCGCCGCGCUGCUGGGGGUCAGCUACGGCAUCGUGUCCGCGAGCUGGGACCCCGCCAGGGAGGGCUCCCUGCUCGGAUGGAACGAGGCGCGCCGCAACUGGCCCGUCUUCUGGGACUCGCUCCGGGGCCGCUCCCCUCCGCCUCCUCCCCCGCGCCGGGGAUAGGCUACACCAUUUUCCGUCGUUUCGUUCGUUUUCUUGCAGUAGAUUUAGAUUGUUUUUGCGCUUAUCCUGUAAUCUACCCUUGGCUAUGUGCACUAGUGUUUGCAUACAUGUCGAUUGCUCGCA
Messenger RNA from Phragmites australis (common reed), 876 nucleotides. RefSeq names its product protein PAM68, chloroplastic-like. The record is from RefSeq and is a predicted model, not a curated record. Bases 109 to 753 code for a protein of 214 amino acids. The transcript has a single exon. NCBI's taxonomy places the organism in Eukaryota, Viridiplantae, Streptophyta, Magnoliopsida, Poales, Poaceae.